This is a messenger RNA of Girardinichthys multiradiatus, 14763 nucleotides long. RefSeq names its product nucleolar protein 4-like. The coding region runs from base 4838 to 7222 and encodes 794 amino acids. The transcript is spliced from 12 exons. The record is from RefSeq and is a predicted model, not a curated record. Lineage: Eukaryota; Metazoa; Chordata; Actinopteri; Cyprinodontiformes; Goodeidae.
UGCACAAGGUUCAUUGUCAGUAAACAGUUAGGUUUGUUGAAGGCGGACAGUGUGAAACACAACACAUUCCCAAUCAGUAACGAACAAUACAGAACCAACAAACAGAAUGCUGACCCAGAGUUUGGCUGAGAGGAAACAUCAUUUAAUAAUGUAAUAUAUUAAAAGGAUUAGUAUAUCAUUUAAUAAUUCCAGCUACAACUAGUUCCAGCUGUUGUAAUGCCUAAUAAAGUCUUAGUCAAUCCCCAACAACUCUUCUGUCACCAGAUGAUCAAUGUUCCAGUCCACCACAUAACAAGCUGUUGGUAUUUCUGGUAUUCCCCUCAGUUCGAAACCCUAUAUAUGCUCCAUCCUGGGCAGCUCUAACUGCUGUGGUUGGCUGUAGAGGGUAGAGGAGCUCAACUUUUCCUUCAACAGCAAGUGCAAAUGGACGAAAACAAAACAAAAACACUAAAACCUCCAGGUAUUCCACUUGUGUCACAUAAUGCACGUAAUACAUAAUAAUAUAUAAUACAUAAUACAUAAAACAGAGCUUGUUUGCUCCAAUCCUGAGUUUCAUGCUUGUUUGGGAACCCUCCUACUCUGUGCUUUUGCAGAUUCAAAGUCCAACAACAUGACAACCGAGAUUCUGUCACUGUGUGUGAGUGUCAAAAAGAAAUGGAGAAAGAGGAAGACAGAAGAGGUUUCACACAAAGGAAGAGCUUAGAAGCCCUGCCUCAGAAGGCCUGGUAAAGGGAGCAACAGUAGGUUUGAUUCCAGCUGAUUACACUAAAUAAAAACAUAAAGUGUUUUACAGAAAAAAAGCAAGAAAAGGUAAAUUCCAUUAAAACCAACAAACAUCUUAAAAGAAUCACGGUAACCUUUUAGCAAAAGAAGCUGUAAAAAACAUGUAAACCAAGUUAACAGAUAAGAGCUGAUAAAAAAAAAAAAAAAACAUAAAUGGAAAUCUACAGGAAAGAUGUUACUGAAGAAGUAAAGCAGUCCAAAAAUUCAAGACGAUCUCUUCAUCGCAUUUUGGAUUAGCAGAUUUCCGGCAUGUUCUAUGAUUUUUAGCCUCAUUCAGUAUAGUUUAGUGCUCACUUCUAACCUUUGAUUUUUUCUGCAUUAAAUUGAAGAAAAUCCUGACACUGGUUUUAAAGCAAAUAGUAACUCAGUAACUCCAAUGGACUGUGGUGAAACAGAAAUAUAAAGUAGUGUGCCAUCAGUCUGGGUAUGGAUAGUGAUGCUGUAACACUUUUAGGCAGCUUGUGGAUAUGAAGAAAAGUGACCCGAGAAUGGAGCCUUGAGGAACCCCACACCUGAUUUUUGUAUGGAAACUUUGAUUAACUGAUGUCCGGUCAAACCAAGAAAUAAGUUUUUGAUGUGUCACUGUUAAGGUCUAUGUUAAUCAGAACUUUUACAAGUGCAGCCUCAGCACUGUGGUGUCAUCCAAAACCCAACUGGAAGGCAUUAAGUUACUGAUUAUGUCUAAAAGGUGUAAAUUAUCAAAAAAAACUGCUUUUUUUAAAUGAUCUUAGCCUCAGAUGUUAGGGUAGACAUAGAAGUGUAAAUACUUCAGGAGUCCAGAUCAAGGUUCUUUAAAAGAAGGAAAACAUGAGUUAAGUAUUGGUUAUCUACAAGGUUUACACAUCUAAAAACCAUCAUGGGCACGCUGUUAAGGCAGCAGGUCUAUGAUUUCAGGUCAUGAAUAGUUUCUGUCAUAGACACAUAAUCCAACGGUUAACAUGAUCAAGUCGGCACAGGAGACAUAACCACGUUACCAGAGGUACAACCAUGCUCCUUGUCUGAGUUCUGUCUUGGAUGUAAUGUACCUUCAACCUACAGUUGGCCUCCAACCAGCUGCAUAUGCACCUGGUUGGAUGGACCAUUUACUGGCCUCACAGACAACCGAAAACAUGUCUUUGUGAAGGAGAUGGUUGGGGUGUUUUGAAACUUUCACUUCCCAUAGUGGAAGGUUAUUUUCAUCCUCUCAUUCGAGUUUCUCUUUUUUCACCGCCUUUCUGUUGCUCCACUCCUUUGGGGCUUUCAGACACAAACCUAACGGACUCUGUGUUUUUAAACACAUGUUGCUACUGUGAAUGCAAAAUUCACUUUUUUUUAUCCUGAUCCAUGGCUUUUGCAAUAAAAUCUCCUUUUUUGAUAAAAAAACAGAGAGGGUUUUUAUUUGAUAAAGAUGAAGCAUUUUUAUUUCCCCAUGAUCAUUUUAGUAAGGAAAAACAUCUAAUGUUAUAUUGAAACAUCCUUAGUGUUCAAAGUUAGUCUGAUCAUCAUCCUAAUCCCUCUUUAUUCUUUAUACUUUUCUCAUUCCCUUUUUGAUAACCACAUUCCAGCUCACUCAUCCCCCUCAUUUGUCUUUUAAAUCUCCUACUACACAUUAAUCUUUCCGAUCCCUCCAAACAACACCUUUGCAUCCCACUCAUCCCCGUUUUUCAGGCGCUUCCUCCUCAUCCCUCUUUCUGAUCCCAUUUCAUACUUCUCCUCUUCCUCACCCUCAUUCUGUGCCUGCUCUAGUUUUUUUUGUCACACUUAAAUGUUCUAGAAAGCCGAAUAAAUUUUAACAUCAGACAAAGACCACCGGAGCAAAUACAAAAAACUGUUUUCUAAAGAUGAUUUAUUUAUUCAAGGAUACAAGCUUUCCUGACCCAAUGUGCUCACUUUGUUAAAUUAAGAAAUAACUGUAAUUAACCUCAUAUUUUAAAGCUCAGUGCAAUUUUCCUAAAUGACUUCGAGGGAACCUGUCUGACAACAUGAAGCAGGCUAAAAGAAACAAAGCUACAUCUAUUAGUCUGGAAAGGGUCACACAGCCAUGCUUAAUGAUCUGGGACUCCAGAGAACCACAAUAAGAAGCAUUUUCAACCAAUGGAGAAAACAUGGAACCAUGGAGAAUCUUUCAGGAGAGAACAUCUAAAUCUCUGCAGGCCCCAUUGCCUCAGUUAAGGUCAGAGUUCAUGAUUCAACAAUAAGAGAGGCUGGGCAAAAACACAAAGGCCUGCCUCACAGUUACAACCCGAUGAUCCCAAGACUUUUGAGAAAAUGUGUUGUGGACUGAUGAGACAAAAGUGAAACUUUGCAGAUGGUGUCCAUCCUGUUACAUCUGGCGUAACGUUAAAGCCCGCCAGUAUGUCCACCACUGAAUGGCUCAAAAACAUUUAAAUAAAGGUUCUCGAGUGGCCUAGUCAAAGUAUGGACUUAAAUCAGAUUGAGAUGCCAGGGCAUGACCUUAAACAUUCUUGAAAACCCUCCUCUGCGAGUGAAUUAAAACAAUUUUGCAAAGAAGAGUGGGCCAGAUUUCCUCCUCAGUGAUGUAAAACACUUAUUGCAGGUGGUCAUCACAAAUGAUUAAAAGCGGUGGUUGCCAAGGGUGACACAGCCAGUUACUAGGUCUAGGGGACAAUUACUUUUUUCCACAAAGAGCUAGGUUGCCUUGGAUAUCUCUCUUUCCUUAUUACAUGAAAUCAUAAUUUUAAAAAAAGUGCUCUCGGUCUUUACUCAGGUUAUCUUUGAUAAAACAGAUGAUCUGAAACUUAAAGAGCAAAAAAGCAAAACAAGAGAAUUCUGUAAGGGGGUAAAUGCUUUUCACACCACUGUAGAUUAUUUAUUGUCUGAACAACAUUAUGUUUGGUUAAAAUAAUGAUUCUCAUAAAUUAGAUGAUAAAAAUGAUUUUUUGCAGGAUGGGUUGUUGGGGGGCUCUGUAUCUGGAGGGUCUCGCCCAGGAAGGGAUUCCUGGAAGAACCGCCUCUGGUUGUACUGGAUUCGCUCAUCACUUCAGGUUUAAUCCAGAACCUUUAACUGAAUAAAUGUUAGAAAAACACGGAAUUAAUCCGCUCUUCUGGGCUAAACUGGCUGAACACGAAGAAAAUAAGAGGAGGGAAGAAACCUGUUGCAUGUUAAGUUUUUGUUGUCGACUAUAAGACCUGGAAACACAUCUGUACACAUGUCAGUGUGUAUUUUUUCGUUGUAUUUUUCGUGGACAGCUACUUCCUGCUUUCUAGAUCAGGCUGCAGCGUGCGCAUCCCCAGGAUGGUCCGGGUUGGACACGUUGGAUAUCUGUCAUGUCGCUGUGUGUUAAUGGACCUUAUUCAAGGCAACGUUUCCUGUUGAGAGGCUCGUCCUACCAUCAGCCUCGAUGGGUUUAACAGUUUAUUAGAGGAAGAGACAAUAAUGCAGCGCAACGGGGGCAGCAGGAGUCUAACAGGUGUCCACCAUCAGCUGAAGAAGCGCCUGGAGAAAGACGGAAAAACUGGACCGAAUAUUCUGCUUGUUUCCAUCAAGUAAGAGAGGAAAAGGUGACAACCGAAACGCGUAUCUUCCUCCUUUCAUUUCUCCCUCAAACGAGGAAGAGGCUCCCGGUGGUGGAGGAAGGGGGGAGGCGCUGACUGACAUUCCCCACGGGACAGGCCGACCGACCCGCGCUGCUAACAGGUGUGUCUGAAGAGGACGCACCGCUCAACCGCCCAGGUUCGUCCCGGUUCCCCCUUCCUGCUUCAUCUGUAGGGUCCGGACCGAGGCUGCUGGACCGGGAGUUCAGCUGAGGCAUCCCAGCGAGAGCUUUUUGCUUUCCUGCUUUAUUUGCAGCUGGUGCGUAACUAACGGAGAGGAAGAGGAAGAGGAGGAGGAGGAGGAGGAGGAGGCGGCUGGGUCCAAAUUAUGGCUCAUUAUUUCUUUGGAAAUUGAAGCAAUUUCUGAGGAUGAUAGUCGGGACAAUUUCACAGGUUAGACCUUUUUUUAUUCCGUAGGAUUAAUCCGUUUUGGACCGACCUCCACAGUUUGUCAGUUGGAAUCGAACCAAAUUCUAAGAAAUUUCACAACACGUUAAAGUGGGUCAUCUGUCAUUUUACUAUGACAACGAGGAAACCCGCCGGUGUUGUUGGAGACAUGGUCCCCAUCUCCAAGCUGCAGACCCAGACCCAGCAGAGCAGCCGGGGUCCCGUUGGAGGCGACGGGGUUCCGGCUGAGGCGGCGGAGAUGGUCGGAGAAUUCAGGGACUGGUGCCUGAAAACGUACGGGGACUCCGGUAAGACCAAGACCGUGACCCGGCGCAAGUACAACAAAAUCCUCCAGACCUUACUGCAGGAGGGCGAGGAGGACGGCGGCGCGGCGCUCCUGCAGGAGAAGGAGGCGGGCAGCCACCACAUCAACGCCAAAUUUAAAUUCUGGGUGAGGUCGAAGGGCUUCCAGGUGGACCGAAGCGGGCCGUCGUCAUCGGAUGGACCGGUGCUGUACGUCCCCAUCAAGGCGACGUGUGUAGACGGCGUGUCAGGUGGAGACUCGUCCCUGAAACGGGUGGCGGUGGUGGAGGACUUCUUUGAUAUAAUAUAUGCCAUGCACGUAGAGAUUGGCACUGACCCUGGAAAAACACCCAAACAUGCUGGUCAGAAGAAGACCUACAAAGCUAUAGCUGAGACGUACGCGUUCCUGCCACGGGAGGCAGUGACUCGUUUCCUGAUGAGCUGUGGGGAGUGUCAGAAGAGGAUGCACAUCAGUACCACAGGACAGGAUUACAAAGAAAACGACAGACCCACUUCUCUGGUUUCAGAGGUGAUAGACUUCAACGUGCCUCUUACCACCACCUACAUGAAACAGAUGAAGCUGCACUUUAUGAACAACAACAAGAAGGAUGAUAGUUCACUGAGCAGUGAGGAGGAGGCAGAGAUGAGCGAGCCCACGUGGCUAGCACCUGAUCCGGGAGCAGUAUCAGACCUAAGCCCAGCGAGCCGUGGGGAAAGGAUGCGCCACAGUCCCCAGAACAUCCACAGCAAGGACGACGACGAUGAUUCCUCAUCAGAAAGCGGAAGCGGGAACGGCCUACCUGCCCUGACCCCACCCACCUCAGCUGUGAUGGACGGUGCCAUCGCCAGGGAAACGGAGGGGCUCAACGGCAGCAGCAGCUCCGCUCCUCUCGACUUCAGCAGGCCGACUUCUUCUUCCUCAUCAUCUGAGGACCAGCAGCCGGUGAACCUGAGCGAGCCGCCCUCUCAGCGCCUGCCCCUGUCUGCCUCACACCUACCCAUCACUGUCUCUGCAGCAGCUGCGGCGCUGCUCGGCGCUUUGCAUCCCAACGCACCCGAGGAGCUCCGGAGGAAGUACCCGGUGGCUCCCAAACCUCCCCUGGCUCCACACCCGGCCCUGCCUCUGCCACACGCACACACUCCUCACACACACAACCCACACACUGGUAACACACACCCUCCAUUACACACACAUGCUGCAGAGCUUCGACUGGACCGAGAUGGCAGGGACUACGGGAGCAAGUCCCCACAGUACAGUUCAGGGGGAAGCUACGACAGCAUUAAGGUGGAAGUGAGCGCAGAAGACCUCACCAUUGGCCGUCACGGCACCCAGGUCGCUCCUGAUGAUGACGACGAUGACCACGACGACCAUGACGACAACGACAAGAUCAACGACACAGAGGGUGUCGAUCCUGAGAGAUUAAAGGCCUUUAAUAUGUUUGUUCGUCUGUUUGUGGAUGAGAACUUGGACCGAAUGGUACCGAUCUCUAAGCAGCCUAAGGAGAAGAUCCAAGCCAUUAUCGAGUCCUGCAGCAGACAAUUCCCAGAAUUCCAGGAACGUGCCCGCAAGCGUAUCCGCACCUACCUCAAAUCCUGCCGACGCAUGAAAAAGAACGGCAUGGAGACCCGUCCGACUCCACCUCACCUCACCUCAGCCAUGGCUGAGAACAUCCUGGCUGCUGCCUGCGAGAGCGAAUCACGCAACGCCGCAAAGAGGAUGCGCCUCGAAGCCUACCACGAUGAGCAGAUAUCCCUGGAGAAGCCGUCCAGCGGUGGCGCUGCUCUGAGGGAGCCGGCGUCCCUCGCUCAUUCUGCCUACUCCUUGGCUGCAUCAGCCUUCCCCUCCCAGGACACGCAGCUCUACAUCAACGGGGCCGGACUCAGCUACGGUUACCGUGGAUACCCGGGCCUGAGCGCUGCCAUUCAACAUCCCAUCUCCCUGACGACCGGCACUGCCACUCAGAGCAACGGUCCCACAGACCUCAGCAUGAAGUCUCUCUCCUCCACCAACAUCACUAACGUCUCCUCUUCCACCACCACCAACAACCUUAGUGGGCGGGGUGGCGGGGGCAGUGGAGGAGGCGGGGCAUCCGCACAGCUCAGCCAACCGGAGAUCACAGCCGUGCGUCAGCUGAUCGCAGGUUACCGGGAGUCGGCGGCCUUCCUGCUUCGCUCGGCUGAUGAGCUGGAAAACCUCAUCCUGCAGCAGAACUGAGAAAAACGAAAACAAGGAGCAGGGAGUUUGGACUCCAGAGGAACAUUCCCUCCUCUCCUGUCUGGAAGCGCCUCACAAUCAGCUGUACAGAGGGGAGGAAAACGGAAGUGAUCUGGAAAAGGAGGAAUAACUGAUGGUACUUUAAAGACUUUCCAGAUUUGAGUAGAGAAGAGAUUUUUUUAUUUUCCGGUAAAGUUCUUGAAACGUUGAUCAUUAACAAUUUAAGCUAUUAUCCGAUGAGUCCCAGAAUGACUUUUGAUUGUUUUUUUCAAUGAGCAGCAGCAUUUGUUUGUUUCUUUGCUUCUUUAAUUGAUUGAUCUCAAAACUCAGCACUAAAUUUCCUAAAACUCCAGACAAAGUAAAGAUAGAAACUGGGAAGAAGAAUCUUUAAUUUAAAGGAGAAAAAGAGAUUUUUUUUCAUUGUUUUGAGCUUGCUUGUACAUAUUUGCUCUCUGUGUCCUACAGCACUUUUCUCUCUCCUCAAACCUCCUGAAUCUCACAGUUUUUACCCAGGGAGCAACUUGCUACUUACUUAUGCAUUCAAGACGCCAUUUUUUUGAGCACCAGGAAUUACCUCAGAUCACACCUGCCAACCUUGCUUUCGGUUCUUGUACACUCCCAACCAAAAACCAGUUUACUUUGACUUCUCCCCUGCUGUCUUUCCCCUGCAGAUUUGAAGCAUUUCAAGGACUUAUUGAACUCUGAACUUUUGUUUUCUCUGUGCGGGUCUGUUGAUGUGCUGCUGUAAAUAACCAGUUUAACUUGAAACUUGAAGAAUCUGAGCUAAAGCCGGAAGGAGUGUGUUUCUCUGUGAGAUAGUUUUGUUCUUAAAGGGGAGGAAAAGUGUGUGUGUGUGUGCAGUGUGUGUGUGUGUGUGUGUGUGUGUGCAGUGUGUGUGUGUGUGUGUGUGUGUGUGCAGUGUGUGUGUGUGUGUGUGCAGUGUGUGCGCAGAGGGGAUGGAAGAGAGGUUUAUUUCCUGAUCCUAUUUUCUCUCUUUACAAACGAACACCUCAGCAUCAUUCGGAUAAAUAUACCUCUUACUCCUCCCCUCCCAUCCUCCUCAUUGGACCUUCUCUCCACACUCCUCCUCGUCGUGGACCUAAACAUCCUCCUCUUGGUCUCCAGCCCAGGCUUUGGAGGACAGACGAGGAAUGCUCUCGCUUUCUGUGUUUUUGUCUUUUUAAACUCUGAAAUGGCCAUUACUAAUGUUAAUGUUGUUACUGUUAUUAUUAUUCUUAUUAUGAUAAUUCUAUGAACUUUCAUGUCGCUGCUGCUAUUGAGAACCCGGACCUUCUACCACAGACCUGAAACCUCAACCCGGCCGUGCGUUCGUUUGGGCGGCUGCAGAUUUCUGUGGAGACCUGACCGACCCGCAGGCUUCUUGCUGCCUCAUCCUCAAACUGUAACCAAACCACCGGGACUCUGUUAGCUUUUCUCCUCCGUCUCACACUGGCUGGCCGCCUCUUUUUUGCUUCAUAGGGCUCACUUCAUGUUGUGGUUGUGACUUCUAACUGUGAAUCUCAGUUUUUUUGCCUUUAUUUCUUGUUGUUCUGAUAUUUUCUUCCUUCAGGGGGCGCAGUAAGGGAUGUAUUAUGAGGUUUUACAGCCCAAGGACAACUCUCUCCAUGAGAACUGCAGACACUUCAACCUGUUAACAAAGCAGAUUAGUACAGAAUAUAUUCUUGAGGACCAUAUAGGGGCUUGGCCCUAAAUACACUCAUUGAUUAAAAACAGUGCAGCUCCUGGAAGGAAGGGUCUGAUUUGGACAUAAAUUGGCCCACAAGCAGAUCAGUGAUGGGAAUAAAAAUGUUUUGGUUUGCUAAGAGUUGGCACGUCUAAAACAGACACAAAAAAGCAUUAGUGGGGGCUUCAAGAAUGGAGCCUACUGGCAGUUUCUGAAGGUUCCUGGAUGGUCAAUGAGAAGAAACAACUGAGGGCCACCAGACACAGAGGAUGCCUUGUUAGACAGAGUUACCAGCACUUCACAGCAUUUUUUAAGAGUCAUGUUUAUGGUUUACGUGAGGCCUUGUUUAUCACGCAGCUGUGCACCACACUAGGUAUUUGCUUUGAAGAACAUUACCUGGUCUGAGGAUGCACAUUGGUUGCAACAUCUGGUAACUUUCAGGGGAAUUGAUUCCCACCAAACCAGUACUAGUGCUUUCUUAAGACCAUUCUUUGUCUGUUUCCACCAAAAACAUUUUCUGUGACACAAAAAACUAGUUCUGGUGCUGUUCAGAGAUUUAAAAAAGGCCUGUUGGGAUCAUAAAAAGUAUUUAUUUAGCUGUAUAUUCAGACGACGUUUAGUUCAGUCAUCUCCCUUUACUACCAUCCUGCAGAAAUUCAGAAAACAAGAGAGGAUUAAACAUUUUAAAUGAGAGAUUGACAUGAGUUGGCAGUCUGGCUAUGGAAAACCAGUAAAAAAACAACUUUAUCACCAGGGGCUGGUGCACAAAGCAGCUGUUCAACUCUGUCCAAACCAAAAUGUGUCAUGCUGUCUUAAAUGUCUAUGAAGCUUCUAGUCAUUCCUCUCAUGAUGGCACCGCUUCUGCUCCCUGGUGCCUGUGCUACACAUGUCAGCUCCUUGCACACUGAAUCACUAAGAUAAGCAUCACUGGUCUGCAUGUGGUCCAAAUCAUGUCUGAUUUGGACCUUUGCUGGGUGUCUGACAGUUUUUGUUGGUUAAUUUAAUUUACUUUGGGACUGCAGCUGCUUGGCCUCACUAGGUUUGAAAACAGAAACAAAAUAAGCUACUGUCUGGCUCUGGUUCACAAAUCCACCUUAAGGACACAUCAGAAGCUAAUUAAUUAGCUGUUAUGUUUGAUUAAGCCAUAAAAGGGAUGAUGUUGCUCUUACAGCUAAAAUAAAUAGAUGGUUUACUCCUGAUCCUCAAAUUUGCAAAGAUAAACAUUGUAUUUUGUAGGCUUGGGCAUGGUUAACUUUACAAAAUAAGAGUUCCACCACACAGUAAGGAUAUUUACCAGAAUAUGAACUAAUUCUGAUCAGUGCUCAGACUGAGACUACCAGAGGAGCAGUCGCUCACUAACAUUCAUGCACUACUUAAUGCAAUGUUGCACCUGUAGCAUCUAUUAGUUUGACCUCUCCGUCACUAAUUGACCAAACCUGAGACAGAAAUGUCAGCUACCUGAAGCUGGUUUAAAUCUAAAUCUGAAAUCAAACUUGCUUGACCACAAUAUGUCAUAAGACCUUUUAAUAAAAGAUAUUAGCAACAAGUAGCUUUAGUUUUCACAUGCAAAUUGUGAGUUUAUGUUUUGGUUCAGCUGGCAGGAAAAAUUCCAGAUGUUGUCAUUGGAGUUUGUUGAAUUUAGCUGGUGAUGAAUUCAGUUGGCAUCGUUAGAUUUGGCUCACAACGUUUUGGUUACUGUGCUCCUGCUGUGGCUCAACGUUUCACUCGUUUUUGCACAGUGAACCAAACAUCAGUGAUCUGUGGUGUUAAAGGGGAGGUUUCUAUGAUUGUGUGACUAAAUGCAUGUUGUCCUGGAGAGAACAACCUUAAACGUACACUGGAGAAAUCUUGCAAUGUAGUUGAUAAUCAUCUGUUUUUGUUUGGAUGACACAUGGCAAGUAAUAACAGUAAAAACUUAAUUUAACCCUUUUUUAUAGAGAUAUUUGUUUCAGUGCAUUUAUCUAUGAAUCAUGAGAAUUAUAUGCAAAGGUAAGAUCAGGUUAGGACAGAGCAAGAAAGAAUUAUGCCAUUAGUUCAGACAUGUGCUGCAACACCUUUGCAGAAGAGGUUGAAUACUGAAGAAACUACAAUCAAGUUUAAACCUGAUUUGAAACAGAAAUCCUACAUGUUAAUUAAAUUAAUUAGUUAAUUAAGUGUGUUUGAGAGAAAUGCUCCUUCCUAAUCCUAAUUUGAAGGAUUUUUCAGCUAAUUUCUGAGUUGCUGCUUUGGUCAGGAAUCUGGAUUGUUCACACCUAGAACCAAGGGAUAAUAGUUAGGUGAGUGUUUUACUGCCUUUUACACCCCUCCUCACUGCAUGAAGAAAAUACUAUGAGCUUCCUAACCUGCAUGACUCAUUAGAAAGUGGCUGGAUGAGUUUUUCACUGCUAUUAUCUCUAUCCCCACAUACAAUUUAUGGUGACACUAUACCCAACCUUUGCACAACUAAUCCAAACAUCAUUAGGGGAAGAUUCAUGUAGUAGAUCACUACCAUCAUGGGUUUUAUAGCUGCACUAGGUUGUUUCCACAACCUUGUCGAGCUUUGGUCUUUUGCGUCCAAAAGGUGAAUAAAGGUCAGUUGAGCUGGCCCAGUGUCUACAAUAUUGACAUUGGGGAUUGGUUGUUGCAGCCACUUGGUGAGAUUGUAAUUCUGCUGUUGGUGGUCAGAGAACGACAGUUGAAAAGCGUAUCUGUUGCAGACGUCUUACCAAGAGCAUUGCAUUAACUGUCUGUUGGGUGGGUAAGGAUUGGGUAAGAUUUUACUGCAACUGCAUGGUGACAGCUGGCCUGGUUCUGCUUCAACCAAACUCACCACAGGGUGCAAAGCCCUACCUCUUGGAUACACUGCCAACACUCUCCCCAUGCUCAACCAAAGGCCCAGAUAUGCUGCUACCAUGGGUUUAAACCACCACAACUUUGCUACAGAAUUGUGUGGAUGCUUAAACCUCUCUGGAAACUCUCCAGCUCCAACAUGCAUUGUAGGGUGCCCACUGCUCACUCUACUGAAAAGCUCACCAAGUCCAUCCUGCAAACGCCAUCUAAGUUGUCAUGAACGUCUUUACAUCGUAAACAAAGUCUUCUUCCACUGUGAGGGGUGUGAGGAAACGUUCUGCCUGACUGCUGUUUGGUUAGCUGUAUUGAUUAAUUACCCCUGCUGUCUGGAAGAGGAUGACAAUGGUAGUUUUUUUUUUCCAUUCAGAGGAAGAGUUUUUACAACAGCAAAGGUAAAUGGGAUUAAGCUUCCCGUUAUGGAUGUAUGAUUCUGUGCGGAACUGGAGAGAAACAGACCCGGUGGUGCACAGGGGGGAAAAAGGGCCAAAAAACCCCCAUUUUACGACAUUCCAAACUCUGCUGUUUCUGGAGCUCUAAAAGAGGGCAAGUGGCUUUUGUUGCUGUUCUGCCUCCCCCAACACCCAUUAGGUUUUGUGGUUGACCUGGAAGGUCUCCUGUUGGUAAUCUUGAGAGCAAAUGGAGGUCUAUGGACCAAGCAGCUGUUUAUCAGCAGUUUAUGGUCUUGUGUAUAUCAUCCAGUCAGAUUUUGAUUAAAAGGUUUACCUCAAAACUAGACAUCCACAGUACCGCACCCCUGCCUCCCCCAUCAAAAAGAUAAAAAUAAUUUAAAACGCCCAAAAACUGUUAAAUACAACAUAAAACGUAGCAAAGGACAAUCGAUAGAAAGGUGGAACCAAAAUCCAAGCGUUUUCCCUUCAGAACUUCUCCAGGUGUUACUGAUUCCAGUGGCAAACAGCCAUUACAUUUCUAUCAGAUUUUUACUUUUUAAUACAACUGUUACUAAAAAAGUUUCUUUAGAUGUAUUUUGUAGGGGGGAGCAAGGUAUUUUAUCCCCCAUCUUUAGUCGAUAUUCCAAUACAGAACAUUCCAAACAUGGACCUGACUGGCAUCAUGUCCUUAAACAUCAAAUCAAAGCCUAAAAUGAAUGCAUUGAACUGAGUUAACUGCAUUGAAUUUCUGCUCCAAAAUACAUUUCUUAAAGUUAGAGUAGGUCUAACUUUUCAAAGAGAUAUUAUCAUAAACUUUGUACUUUGUAGGUUUUUGACCAAGAUUUAUAUUUUUUUUAUUUAGUUACAGAUUAAAAAGCAGCAGGGAAACAAAUGUCUAACAUAAUUCUUUCCGCUCAUUCCUGGAGAAAAUGUGGGAUAAAAAACUGGAAAAACUAAACACACCUGUUAUCUGAUUUUUAAAACUUCUGCAGUUCCCAGCUUUUAGGUCAAAUUUAAAUAACUUUACUAAUUGUUUAUCAUGCCCAGGCAUGAGGCCAGCAUGGCCAGUUCAGCAGGAAACACUGUUAUCCUGCCCCGCCAUAAUCCACAAUACUUCCACCACAAUAUUCAGCCAAGCUAACAUUGCUACAGACGUUUCAUACAUGGUCAAAAUCCUUCAUGACCUAAAAUGCUCCAUCACAUGAAAUGAGUAGCCCAGUUACCUCAACAAGACCUUACAGGGUCCCUGCUAAGACCCCAAAGACCUUAUCAGGAACCUCCAAAAAUAUUUAGUAAUAAAAACUUGACAGCUAACAAUUUAUAUACAAAUACUUCCAAAGCAAGUAGAAGUUUUUGUUCAAAUCCAGGGAAUGAAACUAAAGCUGUCAAACUAACCUCCCUCCAGCAGUAUUCAGUAUUAGAAACAAGAUAAAAUGACUAGAAAUGACAAUGUUUGACUCUGGUCCAUGAUAAAGAUCACGGUGUCAUUCAGGUCACGAUUCUUUGCUACAGAAUUAAGUCUCACCAAACACAUAAAUGAAAAAUCACAACAGCCUAUUCUUGUGUUAUUCUAAUAGACCAGACUGAACAGCUACAACUGAAAACAUCUGUACGUUUCUCCUUUCUUUCCGUCUGUCUUCUCCUGACUUUAUGCUGGCACUCCUGAUUGUCUUGAUUUCUUCUGCCAGCCCUUUGUACCUCCAGUAAAACCAAUGUGAAACCUGUAUUUCUCUUAUUUGACUCAGUGGAAGUGUGAUGUUUACAUGUACAGAUUUUUGCAAAUCUCCCUGGCUUGAUUUUUUUUGCUUGCUUCUUCCCUUAUUUGUACCCUCCCUCUCCUGCCCCCUCCUCCAUCCAUCUCUCCAUCCUUUACACUGAAGGGAAAGGUGACAGUGUUUAAAAUACCAUUAUCAGCAUUGUACUGUACCCAUGCUAAACGUGUAGAAACGUCACCCAGUUGAAGCUGAUGUCUGCGAGGCGUCCUGGUUCUGGGGUAGGGUGGGGUUGAGAUUUGUAUUGGUUUGUCUCUAAGAGUGGGUGGGCACAGAAUCACAGUGACCCUCCGCUGGUGUAACCCAGUCCAGUGGAGAGAAUGAAUUCCUCAGCGAAUGAUAAGCCAUUACAGACCCGGUGUGUCGAGUCUAUUAGUGUAUUUAGCAGAACUUAAAAAAAACCUCAACCUCAGGAAAACACGUUUUUGUAAAAACAAAACCACUGAAGGCCCAUUCCCCGUCUCUUUGAUAACACAUAAAUUAUAUCAAAAAUUCUUUUUAUAUUUAUUGUGUUUAUUAUAAUUACCAGUGGAUACCUUUUUUCCUGUGCUUGAAUAUUUGGAUUCCCUAGACAAGUCUUGAUAAUAUACAUGAAGGGGGAAAAAGAUUUAAAAAAAAUCUGUUUUUUUCUGUUAACUGCCUGGGAGAUGUUUGUUUUGCCCAGAAAUGAGAACAUAUCACUCUGGUCCAUGAUGACAAAAAAGAAACUUUACUUUAUGUGAUGUCAUUGCUAAAGCUGAAAUUUUCCUGGACUUGAAAGAUUUGUGACUAUUUAAGUUUGUUCAUUUUGGGGUUUUUUUCUGUUUCCUCCUGAGCUGUAUGUCACAAAGCUAAAUAUACUAAUAAAACAGUGUGCUCAUUAUGGAA